Messenger RNA from Toxorhynchites rutilus septentrionalis, 1433 nucleotides. RefSeq names its product troponin C (gene TpnC73F). NCBI's taxonomy places the organism in Eukaryota, Metazoa, Arthropoda, Insecta, Diptera, Culicidae. Bases 458 to 910 code for a protein of 150 amino acids. Gene Ontology annotation, molecular function: calcium ion binding; enzyme regulator activity. The record is from RefSeq and is a predicted model, not a curated record. The transcript has 5 exons.
GUAGCGCACCGAUCAUCGUCUGUAGAGUUCACCGCGGAAAAUCAUCAUCGAGCUGACAAGCUCGGAAGAAAAGAAGGAAAAAAAUUGAAGAAAGCCUGCGUCUCGUAUUGAGCAGGGAAAACCACGCGUCUCUUGGGUUGGUUUGGAGAAAAAUCGGAAAACAGCAAUAUUGUUGCGCGCUUGCUUGCGGUUUAUGCUGGUGGUGGGCGAGAGCGGGAUAAUUUGAAACAGAACGAACCGUACUCUAGACAGUGGCCGCACACCGAAUUCUGCGAUCAGUCGGUGCUUUUGGUUCGUGUCGAAACCACCAGAACUCGGACUCGGAUUUCGAACGGGCAAAACAGGACGACGCGUUGCCGUUUCUAGUGUGUGAAGGACUUUUGACUGCAGCCAACAGCUAUCUGCAAGUGAUUCUUUUUGUUUUGUGAACGCAUAGUUACCAGAACCAACAAACACAAUGGAUGAUCUUCCACCAGAACAGGUCGCAAUCCUGCAGAAGGCCUUCAACAGCUUCGACCGCGAAAAGACUGGCAGCAUCUCGUCUGAAACGGUCGGUGAAAUCCUCCGGCUGAUGGGACAGCCCUUCAACAGCAAAAUCCUCGAGGAGAUGAUUGAAGAGGUUGACGAGGACAAGUCCGGCCAGAUUGAGUUCAGUGAGUUCAUCACGUUGGCGGCCAAGUUCAUCGUUGAGGAGGACGAGGAGGCUCUGCAGAAGGAGCUGCGAGAGGCGUUCCGUCUGUACGACAAGGAAGGCAACGGCUUCAUCCCAACCUCCUGCCUGCGCGAAAUCCUCCGAGAGCUGGACGAUCAGCUGACCGACGAGGACCUGGACAUGAUGAUCGAUGAGAUCGAUUCCGACGGCUCGGGAACGGUUGAUUUUGAUGAAUUCAUGGAGAUGAUGACUGGUUAAGCUAGUUGCAACGCCCCGAAACGUUUUGUAUUCAACCAACUUCCUCAUCCCAACCACGCAAAAACAUUUUUUACUUUUUCUACCCUAUUUUAAACGUUAACUUUGUUUUUCUUUGUAAAGCAUACACGCACAUAUUCAUCAGAAGGAGAAAAAAAGAUGUGGGAGUUUUAAACGACGUUAUCCCACACACAUGUUAUGAAUGUACUGUUAUUCAACGUCACUUUGUUUAGCGAUAGCAAUUUUAUUCUAUAUACGUUUAUACGAUAACGGAACUCCUGGAGCAUGAAGGACUUCCUGACUUCUAGUUCAUCAAUUCGUUUGUUAAACUUGUUUUUUUUAUAAAGCGUACAUAAACAAUGUUGCGGACAAGCCUAUUAGUAUUUUAAUUUGAACACACUUUAAAAAUGAUCUGUUUUUAAACUAAAUUAUGUAGCAUUGUUUCUCUGCGUAAGAAUUGUAUGAUCAUUUUCAAUCUUCUGCAUUAUUAAUGUUUAAUAAUAAAGAAACCGAGUUAAACAAGAAA